CGGUGACGUCAGGCUGACUGCGCAGGCGUGCUAGUGGAGAGGCCGCAGCCCCAGGGACGCGACUGAACCGAGUCAGUCAACAAGAGGCACCGGGGAUCAGCGGAGGGCGGGCCCUGUGUGUGAUUGAACGACCUAGGACCUGACUGCAAGAGCUGGGGACCUGCAAUACUGGGACCAGCACUGUCACUGGGGGGGCCCUGACUGGGGCAAGGUAUCACUGUCACUGAGAGACCCUGAUAGAGCCAAGGCAUCACUGGGGGCCCCACACAGGAGCCCAAAUAUCACUGGGGGCCCAAACAUCACAUUUACUGGGGCCCCCAUUAGGGAGCCCUCAUAUUUAUGUCACAGGGGCCACUUUAUAGGAGCCCAGCCUUUACUGUCACCCGGGGCCCUUCAUAGGAGCCCACCUGUCACCGGGGGCCCUUCAUAGGAGCCCACCUGUCACCGGGGGCCCUUCAUAGGAGCCCACCUGUCACCGGGGGCCCUUCAUAGGAGCCCACCUGUCACCGGGGGCCCUUCAUAGGAGCCCACCUGUCACCGGGGGCCCUUCAAAGGAGCCCACCUGUCACCGGGGGACCCUUCAAAGGAGCCCACCUGUCAUCGGGGGCCCUUAAUAGGAACCCACCCAUUACUGUCCCAGGGAUCCCACUAUAGGAGCCCACACUUUACCGUCACAUUGGGCCCCUUUUGUAGGAGCCCCCUUGUCACACGACUAUACACAUCAUCGUUAUAGUAGUGCAGCCAUUACUGUCGCUAGGAGCCCCUCUCCUAAGCACCCCAUACUUGCGGUACUGUUUCAGGGGCCCCUCCUGGGAGCCGACCAGUCACUGUCUUCUAGGUUGUCACUGGCUUAUCGGGAGCCCUCCCGUCACACGGAUCUCCGCCUGGUGCUGACACAUCACUGUUAUUGGGAUCUCCAGUAAGAGGCCCAUCUGUUACUGUUCUGGGGAGAGCACGCUGACUUCACAGGGGCCCUUUAGAAGAAUCUAGACCAGGGCCACACCUCUGAGUCGCCCCUCGUGACUCAUCUCAUAGCAACUUCAUCAUUCACCUCAUCUGACGUUGUCACCCCCCCCACCACCAAACCCUAAAACUGGCUGGACAGACGCACAGCUUUACCUUGUGAGCGGGCAAGCAGAAAGGCUGGGGCCACAACCCAGGAAAAUCACAAACAGCCAAGGGCCUCAUCCCGGGGGCCCUGUGCAUAGAGGACCCGGGACAGGAUGGGCAGAGGCGAAAGAGAUCCCAAGAGCAGCUGAUCCAGCUGGAGCCCCCACCAUGAAUGGUAGUUUGCCCCUAGAGGGACUCGGCUCCUCCUCCUCUCCAUCUCCGAACUGGAAGGAGUUCUGUGAGAUUCACGCCCAUUCUGCUGCUCUUGACUUCGCCCGGCGGUUCCGGGUCUUCCUGACCGAGAAUCCACAGUACGCCACGCCGGGGGCGGAGGGCAGCUUCUCCAAACGGUUUGCCGAGUUUUUCGUGGAGCACUUUGAGACGGAGGUGAACAAGACCCAUAUCUCGGACGGCCCUUCUCCCACUCACUGCAGCAUCGCUCCAUUUACAGGUGCUCACACCUCGACCAGGGACCUGUCGGAGACCUGCAGUGACUCCUCCCUGGCCUCGCCAGUGGAGACUCAGCCUCGCCAGGACUCCUCUGGGAUCACCUCCGGCCUGUCCAGCAGUCAGUCCCACAGCUCUGAGGACGUCUCCACCUCUUCGACCACGGCCAAACCGCGUCUGAAGAAGCGGUUCUCGCUGCGUAACGUUAGUCGGAGCGUACGGGGUAGCGUCCGGGGGAUUCUGCAGUGGAGAAGCUCGGCGGAGUCCCCCACCGAAGAAACGGGGGCCAACAGCAACUGCAAUUCCUCAGCCGGUAGGGCAAGCGGAGAACGAUGGACACACAGGUUUGAGAAGCUGCGGCUAAGUAGACCUCCGGCCCCCAGGCUGGAACUGCGGGACGUGCGGCGGGAAGGGGUUUUGAACUUCGUGGUGGCAGAAGAGGUGAACAGCAGCAGCCGGGCUCGGUGGCAGAAGUGCCGGCUUCUCCUGCGAAAACCUGAGAUCAAUGGGUGUCUAUUGGAGUUCUACAUUCCUCCCAAGGCCACAAAGCCACGGGUCAGCAUCCCAUGUACGUCUAUUGCUGACGUACGGACCACAACGUCAUUGGAGAUGCCAGACAAGGAAAACACGUUUGUGUUGAAGACAGAGAAUUCCUUGGAGUACAUACUGGAGUCGGUAGACCCUUUGCAGAUGAGAUCCUGGCUGUCUGACAUACAGGACUGCAUGAUUUCUAGUAGGGAAAGACCUGACCCCACAGAACCUAUUCAUAUAAACCAUUCGGAAAGUAUGCCCAGCCGGGAUCUACCUCUGUUACCCACGGAGAGCAACGAGCAGCUCUGCCAAGGAGCCUAUGGUGGCCUUUCUGACCGGCCCUCUGCAUCCAUCUCACCCACUUCAGUUUCCAUAACCGCCUCACACUUUGACUCUAUGGAGCUUCUCCCGCCAGAGCUGCCUCCACGAGCACCUAUCGACGAAGUGGAGAGACCGCAAAACGCUAUGGGGGCCCCUUUCCCAGACACCCCAGACACUGCAGCUUCAUUCCUAUGCCAAGGAGAGCAGGAACCUGGAGAUGGGGAGCACCCAUUGUCUGAGUACCAAUGGUUCCAUGGUACACUAUCACGACUCAAAGCGGCCCAGCUUGUGCUUGCAGGGGGCACCAACAGCCACGGUGUCUUUUUGGUGCGGCAGAGUGAGACUCGGAGAGGGGAGUACGUGCUGACUUUCAACUUCCAGGGCAAAGCCAAGCACCUCCGUCUGUCCCUGAACGAGGAUGGCCAGUGCCGAGUGCAGCACCUCUGGUUUCAGACCAUCUUCGACAUGCUAGAGCACUUUCGCGUGCACCCGAUACCUCUGGAGUCAGGGGGCUCAAGUGAUGUCACCCUCAUCAGCUACGUGGUGUCUUCUCAAAGGUUGCAUGAGGCAGCCAGCAGCCGUAAUCCUCCCCCACUGCCCCCCCACCCUUUGUCGCGGCAUCAUAGCGCAGAGGGGAACAUGCAGCCGCCCUGGUACCCGCCCAGCACCUCCCCUCCAGAAGAUUCUGUGAUCAGCCGGCCUCCUCCAGAGCCUCCCAUCACUCAGCACGAGGAGGGCGCAUCACCUGUCGAAAAUCAGGAGGAGGCCGCAGUCCGCCUGCAGCAGUUGCAGCCGGGGGGCGCCAGCUCGGAGGAUAUGAGCGAUGCCAAUGCUGCUUCACGCGCACGAGCUGUAAACAACCAGUAUUCCUUUGUAUAAGUGGGGUCAGGCUAAGUAACAGACCGAUUUUUUGGUUGCUGGAUCUUGCUCCCAUCCUGCUGUUUUUUCAGCUUGCCUUCCCAGGCAGAAACACAGUCUUGUUUUCUGAUAUAGACACACUAACGUGGCUAGACCAGAGAUACUAGAGUACGCAAACCCACUGCAGCUCCUCCCCCCGUAUGUGAAUAAUAUAGGAAUCUUUCAACUACACUACAGCUCGGUGACACCGGGCACACACUAAACUUCAUACUAACAGGUCCAUUCAAGGUCUGCUAAUAUGGUACACUACACCCUUUUAAAGAGGGCUCACCUCAACCACAAUGUUCCUGAUUACAGACUAGACCGGCCAUUGUUACCAGUGUUCCACAAGAGGUUGCUAGAGGUUCUGUGGCUGAUUGAGCUCCUAUCUGAUGGUGCCUACCUAGUUCCAGGGCCAACAACACAUGGUACAGCCAGUAGCAUGGCGCCAGUUAUCUUUUUAAGCUGUCUGUAAUGGUGGCAUUCUAACCAUCCCUGUAAAGGGAGAAUUCUUCCUACUGACCAGCCAUGUUAUGGGCAUUUUUCUAACUGGCUUGGUUUUAGCAUGGGACUCCUGAGAACUGAAAAUUAUCUCAAGGGUUCCUCUGGGGUAAAAAGAUUGAAAGAGGCUUUUCUUGACUCCUUCCAUGUAGCCAGUGAGUUCAAAGAGAACCGGUCAUAAUUGAAAUCAUGCAAGCCGGCUUGCUAAUAAAAGGUUUAUAUCUGCCCUAAUUUGAAGCAACACUUAUUGUUGUUGAAGCUGGACACUUUAGCUUGAAGCUUAGACAGAAUUGUAGAGUGUGCUGCUCUCAAGCCCUAGGUUGGGUCACUUGCCAGUGCUAAACGCUGGUGGGGGCUCGUCCUUUGCCCAAUAAAUUUAGGAAGGGAAAUCUGCACUCCAGGAACAUUCAGACACUGAUAAUUUUUAUUGUUCUGGAAAAAAAGUACCUGCCUGGGACCUCGUACAAGGGAACAAUAAAGUUGUCAACGUUUGAACUUUC
Messenger RNA from Rana temporaria (common frog), 4307 nucleotides. It is a transcript of the gene SH2B1, whose product is annotated as SH2B adaptor protein 1. The record is from RefSeq and is a predicted model, not a curated record. Lineage: Eukaryota; Metazoa; Chordata; Amphibia; Anura; Ranidae. Gene Ontology annotation, molecular function: transmembrane receptor protein tyrosine kinase adaptor activity. Gene Ontology annotation, biological process: intracellular signal transduction. Gene Ontology annotation, cellular component: plasma membrane. The transcript has 9 exons. Bases 1279 to 3288 code for a protein of 669 amino acids.